Messenger RNA from Helicoverpa armigera (cotton bollworm), 2086 nucleotides. RefSeq names its product alpha-(1,3)-fucosyltransferase 10 (gene FucTB). The record is from RefSeq and is a predicted model, not a curated record. Gene Ontology annotation, cellular component: membrane. Lineage: Eukaryota; Metazoa; Arthropoda; Insecta; Lepidoptera; Noctuidae. Bases 761 to 2086 code for a protein of 441 amino acids. The transcript is spliced from 2 exons. Gene Ontology annotation, molecular function: alpha-(1->3)-fucosyltransferase activity.
AUUGAUAAACAUAACCUAUACAACAAAAUUCUUAAAUCCUUAAAAGAUAGCAGAAAAUAUGUUAAUGAAGUUUAACGAAACACCAGGCUUUCGGAUAAAAUUAAAAUUACUUAAGACAAAACAGGGCUGAUUCAAUGGGCUGUAUAGUAUUCUUGGAAUUGUUGCUUUGUAAAUGAAAUGUUUUUAUUUCAACUCGCAAAUAAUUCGUAUCCUCCAAAAGAAACACAAAAUGACAAAAUUAAAAGGGCUUCCUUUAUUUCGAUUCGAAACAAAUAACAAUUUACCUGCGUUUAGAUGUAUUAGGUAGUGGCACUGCUCCUCAAUAUACUGCCUCACGUAGUGGAACCUGUGGAAUCUUUGCAUUGCCUGGUGGCCGCACCCACUGUCAUGUGCUCCACGCUUUUAAUGGUGCUGUAUGUUGUGGAUCAAGUACAGUUUGAGGCAGAAUUGUAUUACGUCAUCAUUGAGCUAACAAUAACACUACUAGCAUUCAUCAACCUUUUUAUUGUUGGUAGACUAGUAGGAGCCAUUUAUGGAUUGUUUUAUGCUGAUUUAAUAAUUGCAUUCUCAAUGGACUUAUAUUACAUGCGUAAAGAGAGAGGCUUGACCUUUUAAUAUGAAUAUUAAAUUUGUUGUUAUCUUUACUAUUGUAUUAUUUUUAAUAACAGUUCAAGUUUAGGAUGGCUGAUAAGGGCUUCCUGUUGCAACAGCUAUCUGUGAGUUAUUGAUAGUUAAAACGAGCCUUCAGUGUACCACUAUAAUGUGCAAAAGAUUAACGAAAUAUACAUGGACUCUGGUAUAUUGUAUAUUCACUAUGUUAAAUUAUAUAUUUAAAAGAAUAAUGCUGGUGCGGUUGCGAGUGUUAAUGUGGUUCUUGCUAGUAUUUUUAGUUUUAUUCUUCUUACAUCAGAUGAUUCAUUCUGUGGAUGAAACAAGUGUCACAAAAGCAGCUUCUCAGUAUCCUGUGAUACUCUGGUGGACUAUGGAGUUUCCGGGCACUUCAAGCCUUAAACAUUGCCCUAAUAAUGUGCAGUGUCAUGUCUACAGCGAUAAAAAGAAGGACCAACUUUAUGAGGUGGGAGCAUAUCUGUUUUAUGGAACAACUAUAGAUUUUAAAGCACUUCCCUUACCAAGACAGCCAAAAGACAUAAUUUGGGGCUUAUAUCAUGAAGAAUCACCAAGAAAUGUGGAAGAAUUUUUACAUGAAUCGGCACUAAACUUAUUUAAUUUUUCAACUACAUUUAGUAGAUAUAGUAACAUUCCUUUUCCCUUGCAAUAUUUGCAUUCAUUGGAAGAUAUAAAGACCCUAAAGUACUUCGUUAAAACAUCUAAGAAAAAUGAGUUACUAAAGGAGAUUGCUCCUAUAAUGUACUUACAGAGUGAUUGUGAAACAUCAAGCGAAAGAGAUACAUAUGUUAAGGAGCUGAUGAAAUAUAUCAAAAUAGACUCUUACGGAACUUGCCUUAAGAAUAAAGAAAUGCCAGCAAAAUUCCAGAAUGACUACCUAAACAAUUUAGAUGAAGACGAAUUUUUGAGGUUUGUUGCAAGGUACAAAUUUAUUAUAGCUAUAGAGAAUGGUGUAUGUAAUGAUUACAUCACCGAGAAGUUUUGGCGAGCGAUCAAAGUGGGCACAGUCCCCAUAUAUUUUGGUUCACCUACGAUCAAGGAUUGGUUACCAAAUGAAAAGUCGGCGGUACUUCUACAAGAUUAUCCGACUCCAAAGAUCAUGUAUGAGCAUAUCAAGCUGUUGUUGAGUAACGACAGUUUAUAUGAAGCCCAUUUAGAGCAUAAGACCAGACAAUUCAUUAGCAAUGAGAAAGUAUUACUGGAGUACAAUACUAGACCAUACCAAUCGGAUGGCAUCAAAAUUAUUGAUGAAUUUGAGUGCUUCAUUUGUCAGAAAUUACAUGAUAAAAUGAAUGGGAAAAUAGAAGUGAAUGUUGUAAACAAAAGUCACUAUGAUUGUCCCAAACCAAUUUCAGCUUUAACUUUAGACGUAAAUCCUGAGAACAGUUGGGUGUUUUCUUGGGAAAACGCAGGAGAUAAUGCUAAGAAAAUAUACAAAAAUGUUUUUAACGGAGAUUGA